Messenger RNA from Lathyrus oleraceus (garden pea), 1818 nucleotides. RefSeq lists its product as uncharacterized. The record is from RefSeq and is a predicted model, not a curated record. The transcript is spliced from 2 exons. Bases 514 to 1791 code for a protein of 425 amino acids. NCBI's taxonomy places the organism in Eukaryota, Viridiplantae, Streptophyta, Magnoliopsida, Fabales, Fabaceae.
UCUUGCAUGCUCCCUUAAUUUUAGGACAUGUCAUCUCUUGAUUAAAUGAGUUUCGUAUGGAGUAUCAGCUUCCGUUUUGGAUUUUGUUCCUCUUUAACCCUAGGCCUUGUCCUAGUGGUCCGUGCUCUCACGUUUGAGUUUUGUUUCAGGUUAGAAGCACAUGUGCUUAGGCUUGAUGAUGCUUAUCCAAUGGGAAUUGACUGUUUGUUUGUGUAUGACUAAUUUGAAUUUGUUUUGUAGGGUUGACCUUUGAGUAUGAGCUUAUGGCUUGCACCUUCGUGCAUUGUGAUUAUGUCUGAUUGUACAACUUAACUAUUGACUUUUGCUGUUUACUGUUGUUUGUCUGUAUACUGAUCAUGCUAGAUUGAUUUCAGGUACCAUAGUUGCUUAUAGUUCUUUUAAGAACUUGCUUGCUGCUGCUUGGUUGUGUAAACCAAUUGAGGUUUCAGUAUUCAACCGGUACGCAUAGCUCGUCUGCUCAGACAUCCUGCUAGGGGCAACAAAUCCGAGCUGAUGGAUCCUCCCAACGCCGAUAUCCUCGAACUGAAAGAGAUGGUGAGAGAUUUGUUCGGUAUUGUGCAAGGGCUUGCCCUGGGGCAGAAAGCCAUGGCCGAGAGAUUGGAAAGGAUUGAGGGCUGGAUGAUCAAGGAGAAAGUUCAGGGGAAAGCUCCAUCAUCCGAAGUGACAAAUCCCUCUGACUCUGUAGUGAAGAAACUCUCUGGCAGUGGCCUGCUCGAGAAAAAGGUUGACUUAAGUGGUGUGCCAGCAAAGAAAGAACGCAGUAAGGAUCGUUAUCAUCCUUAUGCUGCUGUUGUAACCGCUCCUGUUGGUAAUCCACCUGUACCACAGCAACAACCACCACCUCAACAGAAAGCACUGAGAGCUAGGAGCCAAGUGAAGAAGAAAAAGGAAGAGCGUCAGUUCGAGGAACCACCUGUGACCUACACCCUUUUGUUCAGGAGAUUGAGGGAUUUGGGGUUAGUCCGGCCAAGGAUUUUGAUUCCCGUAGCACAACAGAAGAGGCCUGCACACUAUGAUGAGAAUGCCAGGUGCGAGUUCCAUUCUGAGGCACCCGGGCACAAUGUUGAGGGUUGUAGGGCUUUCAAGCAUGUCGUCCAGGACAUGGUGGACUCUAAAGUUAUCAGCUUGGCACAGAUCAUGGAUGGGGAUGUCAACCCUGUACCCAGGAAGGGUCCUGUAAAGAUGAAGAUGGUGAAAAAGGUCAAGAAAGGAAUGGGGAUGACUGAGGAAGAUCAGUUAAAGGGUCCGAUGCCUACGGCCCCAAAAACUCUGGUGCAGGAUGGAGCUUUCCCUGUUGUUGAUAUUUGUUGUGCGGCUGCCAUCACAGAGGGAUUGAUGAGGGACACGACCCAGAAGAUGGUGGAAAUGGACAGUGAAAAAUUUGAAACACCCGGUCAAGCAAUUGAAACCAUCAAGGUAGAGAAUGCUGUUGUUAUUGGGAAAGAGAAAAAGCUGUCCAUUUCUUCCUAUAAACAAGCUCUAGAGGUGGUGAAGAACAAAGAGGCCCGAGGUUGGGGAAGGAUCAUUGACAUAGUGGUGAAGGCAGACAUGUUCGGGAUUGGUUAUCCAGAUCAAGAGUCGUCUAGACCAAACAGAGGACGUCGUCCACCGUACAUCUUCGUCAGUGCAGGAAUGCUGAAUUCUGAUCAGGCUUGUUCAGUGAGUGGAGAGAUCGACCGCGACCGCGAGCUAGAGCUGUGGAUAAAGUCGUGCGUACCAGGCGACUGGAAGGCCUCCAAAAGCAUCACUGUUGCUCAUCCGGAAGAGUAGUUUUUCUGUGUUAAUUUUGUUUGCAUG